UCAUGACGUUACCAAAACGGAAAAUGCCUACAUAAAAUCCAAUUUAUGAGUCCGCCAGACAAUCCAAUCAUGCUCUACGGUGUUCCCUACCAGAAGUAGCCACCACCAUGUCAAAAUGCAAUAAAGUGAAAAACCCUUGCAAAAUUUGCCUAGGCGCAGUCACACAGAAAACUGGGUUGCAGUGUCACGGUGCUUGCGACAGCUGGGUCCACUACGGCUGCUUGAACUACACUCCUGGACGGAUAAAGGACAUCAAGGCUGGCAUCAUCAAGGUCACCUGCCCAUGCCCCGACUGCAAGACUUCUAUGCCCAAGGAAUACCGUACGGACGAGCCCUUCAGUUGCACUAACAUUGAAUGCCCAGCGAAUAAGCCACCUCAGUGCGGAAACCCUAUCUGCCCGACGAACAAAGGUGAAAAGAUGAAUCAGACUUCAGGAUACAAGGUCCCUAAUCCUUGUCCAUUAGGGAAAUGCGGGACAAAGGAUUGUAAACAGCAUAGCACCCCAAAUGUCCAUAACAAACCAACGCCGCAAACGCCGUGUGCCCCUCAAAAGCAGGGUUGCCCUAUGCCUGCUACGUCAUCAUCUGACGCGUGUAUCGACUUCAACAGAUGCCCGUCAGGGUGUUCCUCUGCUAAUGUAUCUGGAGAUAUGCGGCAAAACAACAACAGUAACAUGGAGGCCAUGCCAUCUAUGUACACCAUGGAACAGAUGUGUAACACCGUUGGACUUCUCUCUAAGCAAAUCAAUGAGCUGAUGUCGAAGAUGCAGCAGGCAUCUCGAGCAGCAAGUGGGAAGGGCGGAUGCUGCCCCCCGCCCAACUCUAAGGGCGGUUGCACCCAAACAGGCCCUAAGGCGUUAUGCCCCAAACCUUGCUUCUGCCCUGAUAACCCUGGAUACAGAAAAUAGUACAGUUAAGAGCAA
Molecule: messenger RNA, 923 nt
Organism: Ostrinia furnacalis (Asian corn borer)
Lineage: Eukaryota; Metazoa; Arthropoda; Insecta; Lepidoptera; Crambidae
Exons: 1
Coding region: 108-908 (266 amino acids)
Source: RefSeq, a predicted model, not a curated record